GGAACAUCGUCACAGUAUUAUUGCGGAAGUGCAGUUGUAGGAUUACAGCAACGUGAAUAUUGUCAAUUCCGUAGUCGACCCCCAGAUUUCAGCUUUUUAUGCUGUUUGUGGCCAACGCCUAUUUACUGUGUUAAGGGAUUUGAGCUGUUGAUCCUCUCUUACCUCUGUACGCUAUGGCAGCUAUGACAUACGCCGGAAUGGAUGAUACUGACAGCGAAGACGAGCUGCCGCCAGGCUGGGAAGAGAGAUCUACAAAGGAUGGAUGGGUGUACUAUGCAAAUCACGAUGACAUGAAGACACAGUGGGAGCAUCCUAAAACUGGGAAGAAAAAGCGCUGUGCUGGAGAUUUACCAUAUGGAUGGGAACAAGAGACAGAUGAUAAAGGACAGAUCUUCUAUGUGGACCACAUCAACAAGCGAACCACCUACUUUGACCCGCGCCAGGCCUUCACCGUGGAGGACGUACAGGUCAGGCCAAAGAGGUUUGAUGGCAACACAUCUGCCCUGGAGGUCCUACAGGACCGUGACCUCUCCAGUGUGGUUGUGGUCAUCACUGGGGCCAACGCCGGAAUUGGUUUUGAGACGGCGAGGUCCUUCGCUCUGCACGGCGCACACGUCAUCCUGGCCUGCCGCAACAAGGCGCGAGCCACCAAAGCUGUCAAUCUGAUCAUAGAGGAGUGGGUGAGUGUCUCAUAC
Molecule: messenger RNA, 695 nt
Organism: Clupea harengus (Atlantic herring)
Lineage: Eukaryota; Metazoa; Chordata; Actinopteri; Clupeiformes; Clupeidae
Gene: wwox
Product: WW domain-containing oxidoreductase-like
Exons: 5
Molecular function (GO): protein binding
Source: RefSeq, a predicted model, not a curated record